GCGGAUCUCUCAUGGGUCCGGACAGGGAUGGCCUCAAUGCGCAUGUGCACAGUCAGCAAUUUGCUAACGCAAGAAACACAGUCUGUAGCCAGCAUUGUGGAAAAGCGUCGAAAGAAAAUACAUUUGAAAUACGGGAAACAUUAAUACGUUUUGAAAAUAAAUAAAGCAAUAUGGCUGUUCGGGUGGAAAAUGGACGAUAGUGAAAAUGCCAUGGAUACCACAGUCGUGUUCCGGAAUUUAAACUGGCGAUAAAGAAUCUGGAGAAGCUACACGACCUGUCUGCAGAAACAGGAAAAACUACAUAUCGUAAAUACACAGAGCUGCUACGGGUAGUUUGAUACCGGACUAGUUAUAUUUAUAACCAAUGUGGACGUCGUACGCGAAUUGAUUGUGUGAAGCUGAGUUACUGCAGAAUUUCCAUCCGAGAAACAGCAAGCGGCCUGGAAACGCAAUUGAUAACCAAGCUUCUGGUGGAUAUACACAAACUUCCAAGUACAGUGCUGAGGCAUACAAUAAUGAGACAUUUCAGAGCAGCUGUGUACUGUUGUUAUUGCCAACACUAAAUGCAUACUUUCAUUGGAAUUGGCGACACUUGAAACAGCUGAGAGAACUUUAACUUGACAUUAAUUAGUUAAUUAAUUCAUCCAGCCACCUACUGGAGCUGGAGUAGCGCGAGGUGUUCGCACACAGAACAACAUAAGUCGCGGUAUUAUGGUAUUUAUUGUCAAUUAAGUAUCUAUUAGACAUGACAUCAGUUCAGUUAGUCAUAUUUAAUUUAUAGGCUUGGUUGUUUAGUGUUUGGGAUUCCAGAAAGUAAGCCAAUGGAACAAGGUCUGAAGUGAGACAAUUAAGGCGUUAUAAAAAUAUUGACGUUGUAUUUUCUACCAAACCGUACUCUCUGCUUUACAUAAGCGAAACACAACAAAGUGAUUGAAGGUAAAAAACCGAAAUGAAAAUGUGUAAACUGUGCUGGGGAGAUUUGAAAACUUAAACAGCUGAAGUGUUUUUUUUUUUUUUUUUUUUUUUUUUUUUUUAAUCUUUCUGUACAUACAGACUAUAUAAACACUGUCAGUUUUCUUUUAUAAUACAUUGCGUGGGGGUGAGUGAACUGGUUGAUUUGGUAAUAUAAUGGCCCGAAAUCAGGAGAACGGACUGCAGGCCGACUCACAGAAUUUGAGAGGGACCAGUGAAAACCUUUCGGAAAGAGAUAACAGCUCCAUCGGAUCCGAUUCGGAGAUCAACGGUUUCACCACAGAGAAACAUACUGAUAAAUACGGGUUCAUCGGAGGGGCGCAGCAGCACACGGAGGAAUCAGCUCAGGAUGUCCCCCCAGAGGUGGUGAGACAGAGGGAAGUCAAAUGGCUGGACAUGCUCAACAGCUGGGACAAGUGGAUGGCAAAGAGACACAAGAAGAUCAAGCUGCGGUGUCAAAAGGGGAUCCCACCCUCCCUGCGUGGCCGGGCCUGGCUCUACCUGUCUGGGGGGAAGGUCAAAUUGGAGCAGAACCACGGCAAGUUUCAGGAGCUGGACAGUAAGGUGGGGGACCCCAAGUGGCUUGAUGUCAUCGAGAGGGACCUUCACAGGCAGUUCCCAUUCCACGAGAUGUUUGUGUCACGAGGGGGCCAUGGACAGCAAGACCUCUACCGAGUGCUGAAGGCCUACACACUGUACCGUCCAGACGAGGGCUAUUGCCAGGCCCAGGCUCCCAUUGCAGCUGUCCUGCUCAUGCACAUGCCUGCCGAGGAAGCAUUCUGGUGCCUGGUUCAGAUCUGUGAGAAGUACCUCCCUGGAUACUAUAGUGCUGGAUUGGAGGCGAUUCAGCUGGAUGGGGAGGUAUUGUUUGCCCUCCUCCGCAGGGUCUCCACAGUGGCCUACAAGCACCUGAAGAAGCACAAGAUCGACCCCGUCCUCUACAUGACGGAGUGGUUCAUGUGUGCUUUCUCCCGCACCCUGCCCUGGGCCUCCGUGCUGCGCGUCUGGGACAUGUUCUUCUGUGAAGGAGUGAAGAUCAUAUUCAGAGUGGGGCUCGUCCUGCUGAAGAACAUGCUGGGCUCCUCUGACAAGCUGAAGGUGUGCCAGGGCCUGUACGAGUCCAUGGAGCGGCUGAGAACCGUGGAGCCCAGAUACAUGCAGGAGGGCUUCCUGAUGAGAGAGAUAAUCGAGCUGCAGGUGUCGGAGCGUGACAUUGAGAAGGAGCACCUGGUGCAGCUGAAGCGCUGGAAGGAGACGCACGGAGAGCUCCACUGCAAGUCCCCUCCCAGAAUGCACGGUGCCCGGGCCAUUAUGAUCGCCGAUCCCCCCACCCGCAAGGACCUGCGGCAGACUCCCACUAUCAUCAUGGAGCCCCCCCUGGAAGACUCCAGAUCUAAACAGAAGAAGAAAGGGAAGAACAAACGAGAGCCCCCCAGCAAUCCCCCCCCAGAAACCCUGAGCCCAGUCCACCCUCCAAGCCCCACCCUCCAGAAAGACACUCCCUUGCAGCAGUCCAACCAGAGCCUGAGCUCAGGCAGCACUGAGCAGGACACAUACCUGUAGCCCAUCUAUUGUGAGCCUGUGUUACAACAUCCUGUUCCCAUUCAAAGGUUUCAUCAAAAGGGGCAGGAUCGCCUCCACCUGACACCGCUGUUAUGGACUCCCUCAGGACUCUCUGUAUUCUUCCACUUUUAUAUUAUACUGCCUGUUCCAUCAGGGUAUCCCUACUAAUUAACAGUCCAUUAAUGAGAAACUCCUACUUCUUGUUUCCUACCAGCCUUGGGGCAUAUUUCUGCCUGUGUGGCUGUGUCACCUAGUGCUGCAAGAGAUUUAGUUCAUUUAGAUUGUAUUUUACAACUCUGAAGUCUGUUCAUCUGUACACUGGGGAUCUUUCCACUGGUUAUGAAUAAGAAUGCCACUGCCUGCUCAUAUGUGGAAUAGCUUCUGUCAAGGUGCCAAUGAACCCACGCUAUGGUGAAAUUUAAAAGUAUACAGGUGUUUUAAGCAAUAGCUGAUUUUGAAUAUAACAGAGGUUCUGGGCAUCUCGUGCAGCACUAGCUUGUCUGCAGUUUGCGAACCCAAAGCAUGGCAGAAGCACCUCCAAUAAGCAGCCACAAAUGCCCCAUUUUGGUGUUUACCCAGAUCUGUAUCUUGGGAACUUUUUCUCCAUGGUGGUUGGUUGUAAUUGGUAUUUUUUAAGUGUAGGGAUGUCCACCCACCCACCCACACACACACACACACAAACUCUCUGAACAAAUACAGGCUUUUGAGUGUUUAGAGAAUAUACUUACUAUAUUAUCUCAAUAUAUCUCUAACAUAGCAAAGAAAACUAUUGUUUUUUGUGUGUGUGGGCAUAGGGGUGUGAAUUGGAUCAAGGCUCAAAUACCUAAUCUAUGUUAUAGCUUUCUGAACUAUAUAGGUUUUUGUUUUUUUGUUUCUUCAAAUACAUGAUAUAGAAUUAAAACAUAAGCUCAUGCACUUUGAUACUGGAUGUAUGACUGAUUCAUGGCACAAGCAACAAAAGAAAACCUUGAUGAGAGUUCUUUGAAAAUGGUAUGUAUAUUUAAUGUGUUAGGUGCACGAAAGAGUGAUUGACACAAUCUGGAAGUGGUUUGUUUUCCAGUCCAGAUUCAUCCUUUCACUACACGCAAACUUCAUCUCUGUAAUUAUUUCCAAUGGAAUCUGAACUGGUCACUUCAAACAAAGUGUCAAGCAGCUGAAAGGAAUGUUUUAUGCUGGUUCCCCCUUGUGGUUGAAGUGGAGUAUGACUACUUUUCUAAAGUGAGACUUUCUCCUUUUCAGCAUUUAUUUUCCAGGGGUUCACAAAAUCAUGUUCUUUAUUGAAACAUAAUACGCAGUAUGACCAGUAAUGACAUUGUCUGAUCCAAUGUGGCCAGGCGGAAAUUUCCAAGUUAAGUCCCAGCAAAUAAAACAGGUGUCCGUCAUACCAGACUCUUGUUAACUUUAUUAUGGUAUUUUGUGAGCCUCCGAAAAACAAAAAAAUAAAAUACACAAACAAAAUAGGAUAGAACUGUAAACACCUAUCUUAAGAGGGGUUGUCUCUUCAAUUGAAUUACAAUGGCCAGGAAAAUAAUGUCCAUAGCCUUGGCACAGUGUUCUAUUCUUGUGAUCUCAACCACCACCAUAUACACAUUUGUAUAGAACCCAUUUGUUGCUACAAAAGUUGAAUCACCAACUGCAGGUGUAUCCAGGAAUAAAAAGCUUAAGCCUUGGUGCAUUUACUCAACACUGUUCAAUGCAUGAUGAACUAAACAGUGGGCUCCUCUUACCUGCAGUCACUCGGGGCUGGGAACAACUGCAGCUUUUCAAAACGUUCAUUUAAACACGCAAACAUGUGAUGUGGUCAUUUACCUGUCGCACUGUACCUGUAUGUUACCACCCAUACUGAACUCCAGUCUUUUUCUUAACUUUUGUUUACUGAGCAUUCUUAUGGUGCUGAGAAUCUUGUGGUUGGUUUUUUUUAAAGUUAGUUAGAAUUUGCUGUAAGUCACCCAGUCUGUUUGCAGCUUAGACCACUGGAGGAAUCUUGAACUACAGCAGCAGCUAGUUGUUAUCUAUAGUGUUGUCUAGUGAGAAUAUUACAAUUCAUUUUAAAACCUUUAGUACAGUACCAUUUGUAUUACUGGUUUUGUAACAGAAGAGCUAGAUAACAUGGCUCAAUGUGCAAGUGGAAGAUCUGAACCAAAAAUAUAGAUGCUUUAUUAAAGAAGCUGCAUGACCGAAAUUCUCUAACAAGCACAGGGUGUGUGUUAAUCUCUGGUGGACGGACCAAUCGAUGUUGAAUUAUUCCAAGCUGAAUUAUUCAGAUGUUCACAUUCCAACCUCCAUCACUUAAAGCAUUUUCUUUUUUGAAGGAGAAAGCAUUUAGUAUCUUUUAAAAUGACCAGCUAAGUGGCGUCUACUUGUAAUUGUUCAGAUAUGUUUGAUGCGAGGGCUAGUCCCUUUACAGCAAGGGUUACAUUUUAAACCAACAAGUAGAUUCAUGUUCUCGGUAGCCAUUCCUUCAAUACAGACAGACCGACGGAGUUAUAAUUCAGUAAAGUAACUUUAAAAUAAAUGUUCUUUAUUUUCUUUACUGUCCACUUCCUUUUUCUUCACUGGUUCAGCUCGGAAUGAUUGCAAAUAUCAUACAAGGAAAAUGUAUUUGUGGGUAUAUAUAUUUAUGGGUUGGUGACACAGUAAUUAUCUUCUAUCAGGUUACAGAUGUUUGCAAAUGUGCACCAAACUGUACAGUCUUAAAUUUUAUUGGUUGUGACAAAACUGUAAAAAGUUCUUAAGACCACAUCUCGCAAUAGCAAAUGAAAACGAAGGGGGAUUUUUAGAGAGUUUGCUUCCAUUCCCAUUUUGUCUGCAUUUCACGUUUGAUUACAAAAACGCACGAUGCGAUCAUUCCUCCUUCCAUCAAGUGCUUUGGAAGACACUUUGACCUCCCAAAUUUCAGACUGCUGGCUUAUUCGAAAGACUCGGCUUGUAUUACAGAUGUAUGGGCAAUACCUAAAAUGAAAAAAAAGGGAACUUAAAAAGUUAAGUUGUAAUGCUUGGAAGUGAAUGCCAUGACACUAAUGGAUAUAUGAAUUUUCUAGCACUUUUGUAUGGAUUGUAUAAGCUUUUUUUAAAUGGAGACUCCAGGUAUUGUGUUUUGUUUUUUUUGUACAGCAGCUUUACCAAACAGGGAACUGACAUGACUAUAAACCAUAUGUUGCAACUGUACUGUAGACAUUCUUAAAUAAAUGAUAACCAAGC
This is a messenger RNA of Polyodon spathula (Mississippi paddlefish), 5736 nucleotides long. Its product is annotated as TBC1 domain family member 10A-like. The record is from RefSeq and is a predicted model, not a curated record. The coding region runs from base 1129 to 2535 and encodes 468 amino acids. NCBI's taxonomy places the organism in Eukaryota, Metazoa, Chordata, Actinopteri, Acipenseriformes, Polyodontidae. The transcript is spliced from 9 exons.